UUUUUACAUGUCGACGAGAAAAGAAGCCACUUUACAGAUAUUUAUGCAUCGCAAAUCCUUUAUUAAACAUGAAGAAUAGGCGAAUUUCCGCAUUAUUUGCCGUCGUCACGAUGCCUUACUUUGUCAGCGACUUCUAAAGGUUGUUCAGCGCAGUGUGUAGAACCUCGGGCCAUCGUAGUUUGCCCCAGAUCUUUGGAGAUCAUGGAGAAAGUGGAGGUGUUUGAGGUUGUAAAAGUGACUGAGGAGGUGGAGAGCUACUACAGCCAAAUGGAGGUGACUAUCCCUAAAAAGAGGAAGAGCAAAGCUCAAGAAGAUCAUGUCGAGAAACCUAAGAAGCCUAGGUCUGCCUACUUGCUAUACUACUUUGAUGUUCAUCAGAUCAUGCAACAGGAAAUCCCUAAUUUACCACAGUCCGAGAUCAACAAGAGAAUCAGUGAGAGCUGGAAAAGGCUCAGCGUAGCCGAGAAAGGCUACUAUCUGGAAAAGGCCAAGUCUGAGAAGGAGGGCGUGGACACAUCGUCUCUCAGCCCCUCCAAGGACCUGCCUGGUUUCCGCAAAAUCCUCCCCAGAGCAAGUUACUAUCUCCUGUCUAAAGGCUGCUCCUCUAAUCAGCAGCUGGAAGGCUCUCAGCCAGAGGUGAGCAUGGCGUCUCUGGAUUCUCCACUGGAGGGGGGCUUGUCUUCCGUCUCUCUCACCCAAGAGCCCCAGUUCACAACUCUUGGGUUGGACGGCGAGGUGGAGCUUUCUGAGGAGGCCAUUGUUGUUGACGAAAUAGCAGAGGAAAUGGUAGUGGCGACUAAUCCCACGGCCCCUAGAGGAAUCCCUCCCUCCUCUUCCUCCUCUGUCUCUUGCAAAGCCCCGGUCUCUACAGAUGCACACGUCUCACAGGGGUCUGCCGGCCUUACAGCAAACGGAGUCACAUUAAAAGGGAGCGAGACAAAAGUUGCAGGGAGAGGUUAUGGAGGUGCGAUGAUGCAGCAGAUACAGGGGGACACUGCACAGGUGGUUGCCAUCAUACCCACCCAGAACCUGCUGGAGCCGAAGUCUUUGCCAGGAGUCAGCUCUGUGGGCCCAGUGAUGAUGGUCUCUGUAGGAGCCAGCAUGGAACAUAGUGCCAAACCUUCCUAUAAAAUGUCUGUAAAGACAUACACCCGGAGAGGUCGAGGGAGGUGUCUAAAUCCUGGAUGUUCAUUUGUAUAUGUCACCCGCCACAAGCCACCUACGUGCCCUGACUGUGGGAGCCACUUGGGUGGAAAAUGGAUACCUGCUGCAAAGAAGACAAACGACAAACAAGCUGCAUCCAAGCAAUUGCCACAGAAAGCUGAAACCAAUACUAAUGAAAGCGGCCAACCCACACCUCCCCCAGCUCAGGAGGGGAAUGCUGAUGUCAGUAAAUGCAGCGCCACUGGGAGCAAAGAAGAAGGGCAAGUUCAACGGUGCUCCAGAAAGCAGCGUGCAGUUCCAGCAGCAAAGCCAGCAGAGGGCAGCAGCACCAAGGAGCAGGAACAAACAAAACAGAAGACGGACAGCCUCCAGGGCUCAACAGUCCAAGGUCAAGACAGAAGCGCUGCUGCUGCUCAGAAGAGGCCUGUGAGAGCCAUCCUCCCUGCCUACUAUAGCACAGGCCGUGCAUUGUUCCAGAUCAUAACAGUUCCACCUGACAAAGGGAAGUCUCAGAGUGCAAACAACAAUAAAUCAUCCAAUGUGUCUCGAGAGAGUUUCUCAGGUCUAAAACCCAGCACUUUAAAGCAGCUCGGCCAGACCGUGCCCGCAACCGCAGCCAAGCAGGAUUCGCCUGUCCCAGCAGAUGGAAGCCAGCCUGUGUCGUCACUGGCUGAUAGGAGAGUGAAUAUCCUGUCAGUUGUGCCUUUCAAACAACACACCGUUUCCAGCUUUGAUUUGGGACUGUCUACAGCACGAGGCAGGGGUCGGUGUAAGAACCCAUCCUGUGACUACAUGUAUAAGAACAGACACAAACCUGCAGUGUGUCCCAAAUGUGGCUGUGAGCUGACCCAGAAGAACGCCAAGGGAGCAAAGACUGGGACUCUGCUGGAUCCGUACCAGACCCUGAGUCCUGCUCAGAAGGAAAUCCAGCGGCAAAACACUCUGCAAUUACUGCAGCGCUCCCUGCAGAUCCCUGAGACAGAGACUGAACUUCAGGAAACCUUGACCCUCAUCCAGGAGCUCAACAGUCUCCAGAUCGUCCUGGUCCAACCCGCUGGCCAGGAGCCCCAGAACAGCAUAGAGACGGAGACGCUGGUAGAGUCUGGGUGGCCUCAGUUCUUUGAAUCAGCAGCUACUCACUGUUGUCUGUGUAACUACCCUCUCUUCAAAGGAGGUCAGAGUACGGUUGCAGGACAAGAGGACUGCUGGCUGCUUACUGAGACACUGAUCCAGACGGCCACUCUUCAGCUCAAGGUGUGUCUCAACAUUCAGUGUCUGGCUCUGCACAGCUUCACUGACCUGCAUCCAGGUUUGUUCAACAUUGGGAAUAGACUGCUGGUUAGUAUUGACCUAUUUCUGAAGAUCAGGAGCAGUAUCAAACUGGGCCGCCCCCCCUCUCAGGCAGCCAAGACCAUACUAGACCACAUCCCCAAUCACCCUGUCCACAGUCUGAGUCAAGAUGAGUUAUCCCAAAUUCAAGAGCUUCUCCUGAGUGGCUACUGGGCCUUUGAGUGUCUGACAGUGCGUGAUUACAACGACAUGAUCUGCGGCAUUUGUGGUGUUGCUCCCAAACUGGAGAUUGCACAGCGAAACACGAGCAACGUACUGGAGCUCAAAAAUGUGGAGUUUACCUGGCCAGAGUGUUCAGUCUCUGAUGAGGUGCAUGUGGAUGACUUCUGGCUGACUAUGGAAAGUGAGGCUAUCGAGCAAGCGACCUUCCCCACUGACAUCCCUAUCACACGGGUGGAUGCUUCCAUCAUCGCUCCCUUCAUCCCCCCGCUGAUGAGGAGUCCCACUGUCAUCAACACAGAGAAGGACAAGAUCCUGACACCCACACAGCAACCCUCAGGAGAUCCAUCAGUUUUGGUGCGUCUCAUCCAUGAUGGUCAGCUGAGACUGGACAAGAUUGAAGAUCACAGUGAAGACGAGCUGAGAACAAUACUGGACCGCUGCGGGGCGAGCAUCACCCCAGGCUCUAAUAAGAAUGAGCUGCUGGCCUCCCUGAUCUCCUUGUACACACUCGUUCAUGCUGGCCUCUCCACGGCCCCACAGCCCCCUCCACACCUCACCGCUGGCAGGCUGUCCAAGGUCUGCCCCCACAAGGUGGUCUGCGGCUCUAAGUACCUGGUGAGAGGAGAGACCUCUCGAGAUCACGUAGACCUGCUACUGUCCUCCCGCUACUGGCCCCCCGUCUAUGUCAGUGACUGCGCCCGCCAGGUGGCGCUCUGUGCUGACAUGCAGUACCCAGGACAGGCGAGCCAGAUGUGGGGCAGGAACCAGGGCUGCUUCUCUGACCCUUUAGAAAAGCCAGAGUUUGUGUCAUGUGCUGAGCUGCAAGACCAGCCGGGCAGCGCUGACCUGUCGCUGGCAGCGGAGAACCAGCAGGUCCACCCUCUCACCAAAUCAUCUUGCUGCUGGCUGGUUCAUCCUCCCGCAGCAGCCCAGGAGCCAACCGCUCUUCCUGCAGAGCACCACUCAAUGGCCCUGUGCAGAGAUCUGGAGCCGUACGUCAGCCUGGUGGCCGAACCAGAGAGAGACGAGGAAGAGGUGGGCGAACAGAAAGAGCAGAGUGAGAAAGCUGAGAAUGACUCUGCGGAGAAAUCGGAGGACGGUUACUCGGUAAGCCGUGCACGGCGGCAACCUGUGGUUUUCAACAACACAGCCUAUUACUACCUUUACAACCGUCUGGUGGACUUCCUCACCAGCAGGGACGUUGUGAGCGAGCAGAUCAACCAAGUGGUGAAGGCCUGCCAACCUGGCGAGGUGGUGAUCAGGGAUGCUCUGUACAGACUGGGAAUCGCACAGAUCAACACAGAGAAAGAGGAAGAUGAAGGAAGUGUGGUGGAGGGACAGACAGAGACAUAUGAGGUUGUGCUUCCUGAAUAGAAAUGUUCAGGAUGGAGGGUCAGCAUGCAGGCAGAGGGAUGGACUGAAUGUAAAGACGGCGACAUGCAGAUAGUAAGAGAAACACACUGCUGCCGGAUGGACCCAAUCAUUUAGAAGUGACCUGGUGCUAACACAACUCUGUGUUCAGCAGAGGACGUCGUCACUCUUCACUAGCCUGAACCACAGCACGUUGAGUCAGCUAUACGUUGUUUUACUGAUGUGAUGUGAAUAUGAAUAUCGUGGGUUGAAUUUCGCCAAAAUGGACCUUAUUGUAUGUAACGAGAAUAAGUAGUGUUCACAGUGCAUAAACUAAGAAAGAAUAUCAGAUUACAGGUUACAAGAUCAAAUUAAUAACCACCUCUAAGUACAGUAACAGUGAGUGUGAGAGUUUAUACAGACUGAAUGUCAAGCCUUUUAUUUCAAAUGACUAAAAGAAUGUAACAAUGUUUUGUGUUCAUUUCCAAAAGUGUGCCAAGAGUUAAAAGAAGCAAAAGUGUGUGUGAAGUUCCUCUGACUGAAAGAAUGUAAACAGGAUUUUAAUAACUCAGCUAAUUCAAGCCUAAAUGUAUAUAUUUAACCAUGAAUAGUAUAGUAAUAGUAUGCUGUAUUUAUUUCCCUUUUAUGUCCAGAGACAUUUCUGCUUGACAGUUGACACUCUUACCUCUCCACUGCCUCUUGUUGCCUUUUGGACUGACGUUUGCUUUUAAAAAAGUGACGGUAAAUGUGUAUUUAUUGAUUGUACCAAAUCAUGACGUGCUGACAGACCUUGUGGCCUUCGUUUAGAGUUGGAUUGCAUUUACUUCUCAACAGAGAUCCAUUCAAAGAGUUGGUUGUCUCGGCUUUCAUCCAUGAAGAACGAGGAUAUUUAGAUCUGCCUGCAUAAAGGGACACCUGUUGGUCAGAAAUCAUCACAGCAGUCCGGUAUGUUGUAUAGAUAAGAAAAUAUAACAUAGUUGAAACAAUCAAGUCCUGUAAAUGAAACUGCUGAAAUAAAUAUAAGGAAAUUAAUCAUUUA
Centropristis striata (black sea bass) is the source of this 5065-nucleotide messenger RNA. RefSeq names its product HMG box domain containing 3 (gene hmgxb3). The coding region runs from base 202 to 4050 and encodes 1282 amino acids. The transcript is spliced from 21 exons. The record is from RefSeq and is a predicted model, not a curated record. Lineage: Eukaryota; Metazoa; Chordata; Actinopteri; Perciformes; Serranidae.